AUGCCACGUACCAUUACUUUUGAUAUCCCAUCACAAUAUCAACUAGUGGCUCUUAUCGGUGAGGGAGCCUACGGGACAGUAUGUUCAGCAAUCCACAAGCCAACUGGCAUCUAUGUUGCCAUUAAAAAGAUUCAACCAUUUAGCAAGAAUAUGUUCGUUACAAGAACGCUACGUGAGAUCAAACUGUUAAGUUAUUUCCACGACCAUGAGAAUAUAAUUAGCAUUUUGGAUAAAGUCAGGCCGACUAGCAUUGAUAAGAUGAAUGCCGUGUAUCUGGUACAGGAGUUGAUGGAAACAGAUUUACAGAGGAUCAUUAGCAACAUCUCUACAAAUCCCCUAAGCGAUGAUCACAUUCAAUAUUUCACAUAUCAGAUAUUGAGAGCAUUAAAAUCGAUUCAUUCUGCUCAGGUAAUUCAUAGGGAUUUAAAACCAUCUAAUCUGUUGUUAAAUUCCAAUUGUGAUUUAAAAGUUUGUGAUUUUGGUCUAUCGAGAUGCCUAGCAAGCAGUAGCGAUUCAAGAGAGACCUUGGUAGGGUUUAUGACAGAAUAUGUGGCUACACGUUGGUAUAGAGCACCUGAGAUUAUGUUAACUUUCCAAGAAUACACGACUGCAAUGGAUAUAUGGUCGUGUGGGUGCAUAUUGGCAGAAUUGGUGUCAGGUAAACCACUUUUCCCCGGUAGAGAUUAUCACCAUCAGUUGUGGUUAAUCUUGGAAGUGGUGGGUUCACCCACUUAUGAGGACUUUGAAUCGAUCAAAUCUCAAAGAGCCAAGGAGUACAUUUCUAAUUUGCCUUUGAAGGCAAAACUACCGUGGGAUGUUGUGCUGGGGAAGCAAAAUCUAAAUCCUGAUAUGGUUGAUCUUUUGGAUAGAAUGUUAGCAUUUAAUCCAAAUAAAAGAAUUAGUGCUGCAGAAGCAUUAAACCAUCCAUAUUUGGCGAUGUAUCACGAUCCGGAGGAUGAACCUGAAUACCCACCAUUAAACUUGGAGGAUGACUUCUGGAAAAUCGACAAUGAAAUUAAAAAGCCCAAUGAAGAUGGUGAAAUUUCAAUAGACGUUUUGAAAGCGAUGUUAUAUGAUGAAAUUAUGAAACGCACAGAUUAA
Zygosaccharomyces rouxii is the source of this 1101-nucleotide messenger RNA. RefSeq names its product mitogen-activated serine/threonine-protein kinase KSS1 (gene KSS1). The coding region runs from base 1 to 1101 and encodes 366 amino acids. Gene Ontology annotation, molecular function: MAP kinase activity; ATP binding. The transcript has a single exon. Gene Ontology annotation, biological process: intracellular signal transduction; protein phosphorylation. Gene Ontology annotation, cellular component: nucleus; cytoplasm. The record is from RefSeq and is a predicted model, not a curated record. NCBI's taxonomy places the organism in Eukaryota, Fungi, Ascomycota, Saccharomycetes, Saccharomycetales, Saccharomycetaceae.